Molecule: messenger RNA, 4416 nt
Organism: Zootermopsis nevadensis
Lineage: Eukaryota; Metazoa; Arthropoda; Insecta; Blattodea; Termopsidae
Gene: Alg12
Product: Alg12 alpha-1,6-mannosyltransferase
Biological process (GO): protein N-linked glycosylation
Cellular component (GO): endoplasmic reticulum membrane
Molecular function (GO): alpha-1,6-mannosyltransferase activity
Source: RefSeq, a predicted model, not a curated record
UGUUAGUGAGAUCAAUUCCACGGCAAUUGCAAAUACGGAACAGUCCACACGUCCACUACCCAUUGUUUCCAAUAGUCACUGCAAACAAUUGCCAACGAUAUACCUACUGGGAUGAAUCUUGCAGCCCAUCGUCUGCUAGAACGAAAGAUGGAUCAAUUGAUGCUGGUUGUUGCCGCAAUACAUCUCCUUUAUUGUCCUUUCACCAAAGUUGAAGAAAGUUUCAAUUUGCAAGCUACACAUGACAUUCUGUAUCAUCGACACAAUAUUACCAAGUAUGAUCAUCAUGAGUUCCCAGGAGUUGUACCAAGAACGUUUUUGGGACCACUUGUAAUUUCUCUUCUUGCAUCACCAUUUGUAGCAGUUAUCAAUGUGUUGGGCUUAAGCAAGUUUUAUGCCCAGUUUGUAGUACGGGCUGUUCUUGGGUUGUGCGUUAUUGGUGCUUUCCGGAUGUUCCGUCAGUCUAUCCAGUUGGCAUUUGGACACCAAUUGACAAAUUGGUUUAUUGCAAUAACUGUAACUCAGUAUCAUUUCAUGUACUACCUCAGUCGAACACUGCCAAACAUCAUGGCACUUCCAUUAGUACUGCUUGCAUUACAGAGUUGGAUCAAACAGCACCAUGCAAAAUUCAUCAAUUUUUCUGCUGCUGCUAUUAUCAUAUUUCGAGCAGAGCUUGCAAUAUUCUUGGGCAUUUUAUUGCUUAUUGAUCUAGUCAACCAGCAAAUUCAUCCGCUGAAGUUGCUGAAACUUACCAUACCUGCAGGCUUAGUGUUCCUAAGUCUUACGAUUAUUGUGGAUUCAAUAUUCUGGAGGAGAUUACUUUGGCCUGAAGGAGAAGUUCUCUUUUUCAACACUGUUUUGAAUCGCAGCCAUCAGUGGGGUACUUCACCAUUUCUCUGGUACUUUUAUUCUGCCAUUCCUAGAGGAAUGGGAUGCUCCGUUUUUCUCGUGCCAUUAGGAAUAUACUACGAAACUCGUAUGAGAAGGAUACUACUGCCAGCAAUUGUAUUUGUCUUCCUCUUCUCAUUUCUGCCACACAAAGAACUACGCUUCAUCAUCUAUGUCUUUCCAUUAUUAAACUUAACAGCAGCUAGUGCUUGUCACAGAAUUUUUGAGAAUCGUGGCAAGUCAUCUUUUCACAGCUUCCUGGCACUUGGUGUGUGCUGCCAUCUAGUUCUAAAUGCGGUGUUCUCUGUAUUCCUACUAUGUAUCGCAGGAGCAAACUACCCGGGUGGUGUUGCCAUAUCACGACUUCAUCACUUGGCUAAAGAUGAACAAUUUGUAUUUGUACAUAUUGAUGUGUUAACAGCACAGACUGGAGUUUCAAGGUUUACAGAGGACAAUCCUAAUUGGAGGUACAGUAAAGCAGAAAAUUUAACAAGUGGCAGUAAGGAAAUGAUGACAUUCACACAUCUGCUUCUGGAAGCAAAGAGCAAAUACUCUCAAAAUUUAAAACCAUAUUCAAGGACACAUGAUAUCUUAGAUUCCAUUGAAGGUUUCUCUCACAUAACCUUAAAUUAUAAUACCUUACCACCAAUUAGAAUUAAAACAAAGCCCAUGAUAUUUAUCCUGAAAAGAAAGGAGGCUUAUAGUGAUGACAAAUUCAAAUAUACAGAAACAGAAGUAGUACCUGGUGGCAAAGAAAAGUUGCCAGUUGAGACCAAUGUUUUACAAACUGACGUGGAUCAAGAGUUUUUGGGUGAAGCUGAAGAUGUUUUAGAACUACAAGAAAGCUUAGAACCAGCAGAUGGGCUUCUACAAUCAAGUGAUAUAAAUUUUGAUGAUUAUGAUGAUGUAUUUGUUAAUCCAUUAAUAGAAGAUAAUGAAGAUGAUGUGCAUCAGGAAUCUCCACUCAUAGACCUGAACAUAGAACCUACUGAAGACAUAGAAGAGGAAGUGCAGCUGUCAAAGUUGAUGCGCAUGUCAAAAGAGGAUUUGAUAAAGGAAUUAAAGAGAGCUGAAAACAAAGCAAAAAUAUAUCCAAAGUCAGGAACUGUAAGGAGGAACAUCAAAAAAAUUAUAAAGGAAUACAGAGCUCUUAAGGAUGGAAAACGUGUUAAAGUAGAAGAAAGUACACAUAGAGACUUGUCAUCAGGUGAGGAUGACAAACAUGGUGAAUAUGUACAACUGCAGGAACCACAGUUUCCUACAGUGCAUGAGGAAAAUUACAGUAAAAUUCAUGCUGAAGGUGAACAGGUUACUAGAAAACCAGUACUUGAAAAAUACAAGGCAACACACCUUCAGCAAAAUACAGAUCAUGCAGCCCUUCCUGUUGAAACAGAGACAGCAGUUUCAUCUCUGCCUUUUGACAGUUUAACUAUUCAAGAACAAGACGAGACUAAAGUAGAGAAAGGCAAGAAAGGUAUAAAGAAAGUAAUUAAAGAGCACAAAAUAUUAGAUCAAAACAUGGACGAAGAAUCUCUAAUGGCUGUUGACAAUAUGACAGAUGAUGUAACAGUACAAAGAAAAACAUCCACACAGAAAAUCAGACCUGCCAAACAAGCACUCAAAACCAAAGUGUCGGAACAGGGAACAGAAAAUUCGGAGACAAUCACAGAACCACAAGAAAGGCCUGUGACUAUUGAAAACCAACCCGUACAAAACAAAAAGAUUGAAGUAAAAGAUAUAAAUACAAAUGAGAAAGGUACAAAUAAAAUUAUUUCAGAACGGAAAACAGCAUCUGUUCUUGAUAAUGAUGCAACGGGCUCAGAUAGAAAUCUUGAUGAUUCAGAAAAUGGGACCAGCGAGAAUGAGCCACCAUCACAUACUCCAAAACAUAAGAUAAGAGCAGCUGGUAAGAAAGUUAAAGAAACAAAUGAAGGAAGUGAUGCUGCAGAAAUUAGUACAGAAGAGCUUCAAGGAAUGCAGCUACAAAGUGAGCAGACUCCAGAGUCCAAGACUAGAAGGAAAACUGAUGAAAGAAAAACUAAUAAAGAAAUUUUAAAAGUUUCUGAUGGCAUACAGCACACGCGUGUACCACCAGAACAUAGAAGUAAUUCUGAUGAUAAAGACAAAUUAAAUGCUGCAGAUGCUUAUGAAGAAGAGACUGAAAUAUCAGUUCUUCACAACAUGGAUACAAUUUCACAAUCUAUAAUUCACGUAACAUCUGCAGAAGAAAUAAUACCUGUGAAAAAUGAAAUAGAGAUGCAGCAUGGCGAGAAAGUGUCUGAUUUAAUAAACCCAGACACACGUGCUCAAUAUCACGUUCAUCAUACAAAAAGGUCUGUGGAAGAAAUCAAGCCUACAAAGGUAACAGUAAUAGAUGCAAUUCAUCCAGAAAAAAUGUCUUUUGGAGGUUCAGUAGAAUCUAAAGGUUUAUCUCAAAGACAAAUGUCCACAGAAUUGGAUGACAUAAAUAUGCAAAUUUCAGAACCAAGUGAAGACAAGAUAUCAAAACAAGACGCUGCAUCUCAAAAAACAGAAACCAUCCCACCAGUCGUACAAGAUGAGCGUGGAAUCGAAAGUGACGAAACAGUAGAAUAUGAACAUGCAGCAACAAGAAAAUUAGGCGAAGAAGUUAUUCAAAUAUAAUGCUAAAUUAUGCUGUUUUUGGUCUGUGAUAUUGUGCAACAAGAAAGUGCAGCAGAACCACGAGAAGUGCCUUAAAAAUAUCAUGUAGUUAUAUUUAUAUGAUACUGUGACCAAUAAUACCUCAAAUUUACCCUUAAAACUGCACAAUUUUUUUAUCUAAUAUUAAAAAGGGUAUGAUGGCACGAUUGUACAGAAUGCCACAUACUUUCUUGGAUCUUUUUUGCAGUUCCCUGUAUGUUAACACAAAUUAAUGUAAUCUGUUAAGAUAAAAUUAUUCUGCCAAACAAAAGUAGCUUUAUCGAAGUGACAAAGAGUGCAGUGACAAAUAAAUUAUAUAUUACGGAGUUUGGAUCUUACUUCAACAGAAAUAUGGUACAUCAAUUUCUUUUAAGUGUUUGAAACAUCUAUUCAAGAAAAUGUGAACCCUGUUUACGGAUGCAUAAAUGAAGGGUCUGGAUAGUCAGACAUGUGCAUUACUAGGGGUGAAAAUGCUAUUUAACUUUAUGUUUUUAUAUAUCAACAACUACUGGACAGAUUUUCAGCACACCUCAGGCACUUUAAAAAAAAUUGGCACACCCUUUAUCAUAAGAAUCAUAUUGCAAGAGUAAAUGACAGAUAAUUAUGUUCUUUCAGAUAUUAAUUAGUGCCAAACACUCAUCCUGAUAACUAUCUUGGUUCUUGUGAGGUGAAAAUUGUUUUCAUCUGCACUUCUGAUGAUUAAGAACACCUAUUCCUUGAAUUUCUUUAGCAAGCAUUAGCAUUCUUGUUUUAAGUAAUCUGUGAGGUCAGAAACACAUUAUGGAAAGCAUCUACAUGUAUGAACCAUAUUUAAGAAAAAGAAAUCCAAUUUUGAGUCAAGUGCAAAUAUAAACAGCAUGUUAUUUUGAA